AAAAACCAACAAACGAGAUAGGAGAAAAAACUCUUUCUCCACUCCUGCCUCCUUGCCUUCCCGUUCCCAGAUUGAAAAUUCAAAAAACUGAAAAAGGUAAAGCAGCACCACUUCCACCGCACUCAAAUCUGAAAGAAAACACGCAGUUUGCCUCUCCUUCAGGUUACAACAAACAAACACAUGUAAAUUUAUUUUGACAGAAAUGUCCCUCCUCAGUAGAUUCUUUUACCGGAGACCCCCUGAUGGCUUACUCGAAUUUGUUGAUAGAGUUUACGUGUUUGAUUCUUGUUUUUCCACUGAUGUAUUACCGGAUGGAAUGUACCAAAUUUACCUGCACGAAAUAAUAACUGAAUUAUAUGAGGAAUUUCCGGACUCUUCGUUUCUGGCCUUUAAUUUUCGGGAAGGCGAGAAACGGAGUCAGCUUGCAGAAAUUUUAUGUCAGUAUGAUGUUACUGUAAUGGAUUAUCCGCGGCAGUACGAGGGUUGUCCAUUGCUGCCAUUGUCUUUGAUUCAGCAUUUUCUUCGUGUUUGUGAGAGUUGGCUUUCGAAAGGGAAUCAUCAGAAUGUUAUCCUUUUUCACUGUGAGAGAGGGAGUUGGCCAUUGUUGGCAUUUCUUUUGGCCAGUUUCUUGAUUUUUAGGAAGUUGCAUAGUGGUGAGAAGAGGACUCUUGAGAUUGUUCAUAAAGAGGCUCCUAAAGGGUUCUUGCAGCUCUUGUCGCCACUCAAUCCUUUUCCAUCUCAACUUCGUUAUCUUCAGUAUGUGGCUAGGAGAAAUAUAGCACCGGAGUGGCCACCUCCUGAACGGGCGCUUUCUUUGGAUUGUGUCAUUUUUCGUGCCAUUCCCAGUUUUGAUGCUGGAAAUGGGUGUAGGCCAAUCAUUCGUAUUUUUGGUAGGAACUUACACACAAAGGGUGGACUUUCUACGCAGAUGCUCUUCUCUAUGUCUAAGAAGAAGAAGAAGUCUGCCCUUCGGCACUACUGCCAGGCGGACUGUGAUGUGAUAAAGAUUGACAUUCAAUGUUUGGUGCAAGGAGAUGUUGUCUUGGAGUGUCUGCAUUUGGACUUGGAUUCUGAAAGGGAAGUUAUGAUGUUUCGUGUAAUGUUUAAUACCGCUUUUAUUCGAUCCAAUAUAUUGAUGCUCAAUUCUGACAAUUUGGACAUUCUUUGGGAUUCAAAAGAGCGAUAUCCAAAAGGCUUCCGUGCAGAGGUUCUGUUUGGGGAGGUUGAGAGCAUCUCCUCUCCGAAAGCCCCAACUACAAUUUUAAAUGGUGAGGAAAAAGGUGGAUUGCCGAUUGAAGCCUUUUCAAGAGUUCAAGAACUAUUUAGUGGCGUUGAGUGGGUUGAUAGCAGUGACGAUGCUGCAUUGUGGUUGCUUAAACAGCUAUCAGUCAUUAGUGAUGCCAGAGAAUUUUCAAGAAUGCAAAGUCAAGUGAGUUCAUAUGCAUCACCUGUUGAUUCUGAAGAUGAAAAUAAUGCAUCUAGCACUGCUGAUAGUUCGGAUGAAGCAUUUGAUUAUGUUUCCAAGUCUACAGCUGAAGGAAUGAAACCAUUGAUGUCAAAUACUGUUGAGUCAGUUCCCUUAUCUGCUGAAAGUAAUGAUCCACAGGAUUUGGAUCUAACUACAGACCCUCCACCUCAAGUUUCAGUCAAGGGUUUACCAUCCUCUCGUCAUCAACAAUUAUCAGUUGCAGGUGUAGGAACUCUGACUUCUCCAUGCCCCCCUCAACCCCCUCCACCACCCCCUUUUGCUCGCACACCACCACCACCUCCACCACCACCACCGCCCCAUCCUCCAUCUUCUAUUUCUAACCAAAGUCCUCUGUCAGUGGCUGCUCCACUAGACCAAUACCCCCCUCCCCCCCCUCUGCCACCAUCACCUCCUACACCUCCCUCUACUACUACUAGCAAUAGUAAAUCUCCACCACCACCUCCACCACCACCUCCUCUUCCCAAUGUCUCUAGUGGAGAUUUAUCAACAGCUUCAGUUCCCACUAGUAAAAGAGAUAUUCCACCACCUCCUUGUCCACCUCCCCCUCCCAACUUCUUCAAUAAAGAUGCUUCUUUACCACCUGCCUCUCAUAAUACAUGUCUGCCACCACCACCACCACCUCCUCCUCCUCCUCCUCCUCCUCUUCCUAACUUCAGUAAAGAUUCUGGUACACCACCUCCUCCUACCUGCAGAGGCCCACCACCACCACCUCCUCCUCCUCCUCCUCCUCCUAACUUCAGUAAAGAUUCUGGUACACCACCUCCUCCCACCUGCAGAGGCCCACCACCACCACCUCCUCCACCUCCCCUCUUGAGUUCUUCUAAAGGGCCACCACCUCCUCCUGUUUCUUCUAAAAAUAGACAAUCCUCUGUGCCACAGCAGCUUCCAGUGCCUCCACCACCACCACCACCGCCGCCGCCGCCAUUCUUAAUGAGUAUAACUAAUAAUGUUAAAACAUCACCACAACAGCCGCCGCCGCCACCACCACCACCCCCUCCUAUGACACUGUCUUCAAGUUCAAAAUCUACUGCUAGUUGUAUUGGUGGGGCACCACCUCCUCCGCCUCCGCCUCCGCCUCCUUUUGGUUGCAACCCUGCUAAUGCCCCAAGGCCACCUCCUCCUCCUCCUCCUCCUCCUGGUCGCAACCCUACUAAUGCCCCAACGCCACCUCCUCCUCCACCUAGACCUACACGCCCCACUUCCACAGCACCGCCUCCGCCUCCGCCACCCAAGCCUCCUGCAGCUCCCCCUCCACCACCUGGUCGUGCCUCAGUACCAGGUCCACCUCCACCUCCUGGAGCAAAGGGCUCUAAUGUGCCACCACCUCCACCUCCAUCUGCAGGAAGAGGAAAAGCUUCUUUAGGGGCAAGUAGCCACGUAAGAGGUCGAAGUGCUGUUGGGUCUGGUAAUGCCCCCAAGAGAGCUUCUCUAAAGCCCCUGCAUUGGGUGAAAGUUACUCGAGCAAUGCAAGGGAGUUUGUGGGCUGACUCGCAAAAACAGGAAAACCAAUCAAGGGCUCCUGAGAUUGAUAUAUCAGAACUUGAAAGUUUGUUCUCAGCAGCCUCUGUUUCAGAUGGGAAAGGCAGCAUUAAAGCUGGAGGUCGACGUGGUUCUCACAUUAACAAACCUGAGAAAGUGCAAUUGGUAGACUUGCGAAGAGCCUAUAAUUGUGAAAUAAUGCUCACAAAAAUUAAAAUUCCUUUGCCAGACAUGAUUAAAGCAGUUCUAGCUUUGGAUUCCUCAGCUUUAGACAUUGACCAGGUUGAGAACCUCAUCAAAUUUUGUCCUACCAAGGAAGAAAUGGAAAUGCUGAGGAAUUAUACAGGUGACAAGGAAAUGCUUGGAAAGUGUGAGCAGUUUUUCCUGGAGUUGAUGAAGGUUCCACGAGUUGAAGCUAAGUUGCGAGUAUUUGCGUUCAGAAUUACCUUUUCUAGUCAGGUGGAUGACUUAAGACGAAAUCUGAAUAGUAUAAAUGAUGCCACUAGAGAGGUAAAAGAAUCCGCGAAAUUGCGUCAGAUAAUGCAAACAAUUCUCACUCUGGGAAAUGCUUUGAAUCAGGGCACUGCACGAGGAUCUGCUGUAGGAUUCAAAUUGGACAGUCUUCUUAAAUUAUCAGAUACUCGUGCAAGAAACAAUAAAAUGACAUUAAUGCACUACUUGUGCAAGCUACUAGCUGAGAAAAUGCCGGAGUUACUAGACUUUGACAAGGACCUUGUUCAUUUAGAAGCUGCCUCUAAGAUUCAACUGAAAACUCUGGCUGAAGAAAUGCAAGCUGUGAGUAAAGGCCUUGAAAAGGUUGAACAAGAACUCACCACUUCAGUAAAUGAUGGUGCCAUCUCCACUGGCUUUCAAAAGGUCUUGAAGAAUUUCCUUGACACUGCUGAAUCUGAAGUUAGGUCACUUAUCUCAUUAUAUUCUGAAGUGGGAAGAAAUGCAGAUUCCUUGUCUCAGUACUUUGGAGAGGAUCCGGCUCGUUGCCCCUUUGAACAAGUGACGCAAAUCUUGGUUGUUUUUGUUAAAUUGUUCAAGAAGUCACGAGAGGAGAAUGAAAGACAGGCUGAUGUUGAAAAGAAGAAAUUGGAAAAGGAAGCCAUGAAAGAAAAGGCAACCACUAAUUUAUCUGCUAGGAAAGAUGGUGUUGAUAGCGAUAAGUCAACGCUUGGCUUUCAAAUUCAGAAAGACCUCCUUAAUCAUGGUUCUAAUCACACGACAACCUGAAGGAGAUUCUUGGAGGAGGUUAGUCUUGCAUGCUAAUGGGCAGCAUCCGCGGUUCCUCAAAGUCCACGUUAAAAGCAAUAGAAUAGUGCUUUACAGAGCCAAAUGCAACUCAACAAUGUGUUAAAUUUUACUUGCUUAGAACCAGGAAGUUCAUGGCGAGUUGUCCUUCCCCGGCACAAACCCUCUUUUCUGGUCAUGGACGGACUCAAUCCCCACAUAUGCCUUAGAUAUUAUAUAGCCCCCACAAACUGUACAUAGCACAUGAAAUCCGCCAUCACCUCCACGUAGUUCCCAUCCCAAGUGAUGAUAUUUAUGAUAAUAUAUCACUGUAGAGAAUCAAAACUUUGUGGCAGUGGCUGUAGUUCCCCGGAGAACUAGUUUUGCAGAUGAUGAUAUCUGAUAUCGGUUCUUCCGUGGAAAAUUUUAGCGCAGUCAAUAGCAUUGUUGAAAGUUUGUAUGGUUGC
Molecule: messenger RNA, 4671 nt
Organism: Populus nigra (black poplar)
Lineage: Eukaryota; Viridiplantae; Streptophyta; Magnoliopsida; Malpighiales; Salicaceae
Product: formin-like protein 14
Exons: 18
Coding region: 203-4207 (1334 amino acids)
Source: RefSeq, a predicted model, not a curated record